AUGCCUGAAAAUAUCACAGCAGAAUGGGGCAACAAGCUUGCGGAGCUAGCUAUCCAGGAAGUUACUGUUCCCCUUCCUACGGAAAAUGCAGUUAAUGCCCGACUAACGGACAUCGACGGCACUGGGACUGCCACCCUGGUGAGCAAGCUGAAACAGGCCGCCAAGACGUAUGGUGGCUUCGCCCUGAUUCUCAAGCACGAUCCAGAUUACAAGGAGUUCGAGUGGCUCCAGUUCAUUACCCGGCAGCUCGUUGUUGAUGGUGCUGCCAUAACGGGCAACCUAGUUAUAAAGAUAAACACGACCUCCUAUCAAUUGGUAAACUCAGUGGAGGAGAUCACAGACUACGCCUUCGCGCCCGGCUCAGAGCCGUCUAACUGGAAUACCUGCUGGAAGGUAGACGCUUCUAUUCUCCCUUUCCCCAAACCUUUCUUCCGCGAGGGGUACGAAUACGCCAUCUCUGAUGCCCAUAAUUUGACCGCUAUUCUGGACGCUCCGGCUGUCUUGGCCGGCAAAAUCCCGACAAAUGUAGAGAAAUCCAUGUACGAAGUUGUCCCGAACGGCUUGGUAGUGAUGAAGGACGCGCUGGGUACCGGCGAGGGAAUCUCCCGCGCCUAUUUCUCAGACUACCUGGUGAAGAAAGUGGGUGAUAAAUGGCGCAUCUACGCCCGCUUUGACUUCAGCUUGACCUGGAACGCAAGGGAUACGGACAAGAAAAACUUCACGUUCCAUUCUUUGGGAACCACUACAACCGCGUCACUUCUCGACUGCCACAUGGCCGCCCUCAUGCACAAGACGACGCCUGGCAAACCAGGCACGGAAUCCAAAGAACCCUGGAAGGAAUUUCAUUCUGGUACUCGACACGCUAUCGUGGUCGACUCCUGUGUCUUUUUCCGUGAUACAAAUAGACUUUAUGGUUACGAGGAGGAACGGAGAAGGGAGAUGAACGGAGAAGAGAGAUGA
Messenger RNA from Trichoderma virens Gv29-8, 960 nucleotides. RefSeq lists its product as uncharacterized. The record is from RefSeq and is a predicted model, not a curated record. The transcript is spliced from 2 exons. The coding region runs from base 1 to 960 and encodes 319 amino acids. Lineage: Eukaryota; Fungi; Ascomycota; Sordariomycetes; Hypocreales; Hypocreaceae.